AUGCUUCGCUUCAUCAGCCUUCACUUGUUAUUCUUCAUAGAAUCUUUGCAACUACUCCAGCUCCACAUUGAUCACGGCCAAUUUCACGCACAGCCCGCGUCCAUGCUCCAGAUGAUCAUCGAUGAGUGCUAUUCCCAAAUGAUCUUGCUUGACGAUCUGGUAACAAAGGUGACCCCAGUGGAGGGUGACUCAAAGAUGGUCAGGAGUUGCAAAGCGCUCGAAAGCCUAAAACAUGAAAAGGCCAUGGAGAAGAUCGUCACUAGAGUCUCGAACUACAUUGAGAAGUUGCCGCUGUUUCAAAGUGCCGUCACUGCAGGUGGCGUGAUGGCAAAUGCGAGAUUGGCGCGAAAACAAUUGGAAUACUCCGCUCACAUGAAGGCUGUCGGAAAUGCUGUUCCUUCUGGUAGUGGAAUUGCGAUACUUGCUGAAAACACUCCUUCGCGCAUUUCAAGGAAUCUCGCAUAUCACAAGCAAUACAGGAAACGCCAGUUUUCCUACUUCAUGGGGCUCUCGCGCUUUGGCUUGUUCUGGGCUUUUCAAGUGGCUCUGGACAUUUCUUGGGGAAAUUAUGGCUUUUCGAUCUCUCCUAGCCUUCGUUUUCAACAGCUGGUUAAAAACACAUCACCUGGAUUCCAAAAUUUCUACAAAUGCCGCAUGCAUCAAUCUGAUAUCCAAUCAUCGUGUGACAAGCUGCUGCAACUGUUCUGUUCUGGGAAGGCCUCUCUGUGGGAUACCUUCCCAGAUGGAACAACUUGGAUAGAGGUAUGUUAA
Penicillium odoratum is the source of this 771-nucleotide messenger RNA. RefSeq lists its product as uncharacterized. The record is from RefSeq and is a predicted model, not a curated record. Lineage: Eukaryota; Fungi; Ascomycota; Eurotiomycetes; Eurotiales; Aspergillaceae. Bases 1 to 771 code for a protein of 256 amino acids. The transcript has a single exon.